UUUUGCUAGUCUAUGGUCUAAUUACGAUGCGAUUGGGCUGUUGCGGCGAAAAUUAAGGAUUUUUGCCUUACAAUUAUUAAUCCAUCAAGAAAUUUACCGUCCAACCCAUCUCCGUUAAGGUAAGGACGUAAGUUUAAUCUUCGGAAGUACUGGAAAGUGACUAUAUAUUAUGUUAUAUAUUUCCUUUUGUAUCACCACAGCCAUGUUGUUCAAGUAGUGUUCAUUUUACUAAGUUUCGUCAGUUUUCUAGUACACAGAAAGUUUAAAGUUAUUCACAAGUAUAUGUGAAAGACCCAAGUUUAGUUUGUGUUGUGAUUACAAAAGUUGCAAAGUUGAUAUCUCUAAAAAUGAAAAGUGUUCUAAAGUGCCACCGAUACUGGCGUCAAGGCGUCACCUCUAAGGGAUGGAUUCAGAGGAUUCUCGAGAUGGUAGUGGAGAUGCUAAAUCAUCAUCUAGCAGUAGCAGUUCCAGCUCAAGGAGUUCAUCAACAGACCGAAGCCAAGUAUCAAAGAAGAAUCCCAAAUCACCACCUGCUCCUAGUUCCCCCCCAUCCCCCUCCGCCGAUGUGCCCCGGUCACCCUCCCCGGGCUCACGUGGGCCCCGGUCCCCUUCACCCGACAGUAGGUCCAACUCACCAACACCCACUGCUGAACCUCCUAAACAUCCACACUCUCCUGACAACCUGAGCGAGGCACAUUCUGAUAUCAAUUCCCCUGAAAACUCUAUGCCAGGAUCGCCUGCUGGACCUAAAUCACCUGAGGCACCUAAAUCUCCAAGUGUUGCUGGCUCAAAUAUAGCAUCACCAGAACAGCAGUACUCAUCCGCUCCUGCCUCUCCCAAAGAUGGGCCCAAAUCCCCUCAAAGUCCGGCCAGUUCUGCGAGGUCUACGCCAGCAUCUCCUGAUGCUCGUUCCCGGCCGCAAUCUCCCGAAUCUAGAUCACAGCCGGCGUCACCUGAAGCGUGGCAGCCAUCAUCUCCACAGAGGCAGUGUGAGCAAUCUCGCCCACUAAGCCCUUCACCUGAACGAAACUCCUCGCCUAGCCAUCGGAAUGACUGGAGCCCUAAAGACAAGUGGAGAAGAAGAAACAAAGCUGAACAGAAACAAACAGACCCAGUUAGAUCCAGGUCUAACUCCAGCCAGUCUAGUAGAAGUUCUACUUAUAACAAACGGAUUACCUCUAAGGACCCAGCUACAGAAGAAAUUUCUGAUGGUGAAAUGGAAUCAGACACGGAGGAGCAGAAGCCACAGAGUAAGUCAGUAACCAGUGAGAAGGUGGAACACAAGGAGGAAGUAAAUCUUAACAUUAGCCACGAAGAUCUGUCCGAUGUGUCUGACUUGGAUUCAAUGGAUGCAGUGGAUAAAGAUGUGAAGCCCAAAUCCCCGCCAGCGUCGCCAGAGCAUAAAGCUGAAGUUAAGGUGAACGGCAACAACAAUGGCAUCAGCACUCACUCAUCCCCGAAGUCAGACAGCGGCAAGUUCAGUGAAACACCCAAAGUGGACAAGGUCCCUCAAGAGAAGCCCAGCAACGCGGAGGACGGUGAAGAGCUGGACUUCGAGGCUGAAGAGGGUGAAUGCGUGGAGCCCAAGCCCAAGGACCAGGUGGACGGAGAGCCAGACGCAGCCAACACUGUUGAUAAACCUGAGAGAGAAGAGAUCCGCGCGCCGCCUACCCGCGCCUCCUCUCCAGAGGAAGGCGAAGUCUCAGACGAAGCGGAGCGUAGGCCUGAGGAGAGCGAGCCCCGCCCCGUCUGCCGGUUCUACUCGCGAGGCGCCUGCACCUGGGGCAUCAGUUGCCGCUCGGCGCACGUUUGGCCUGAAGAGAGCCCGCCGCGCCCCGUGUGCCGGUUCUACACGCGCGGCGCCUGUGCCCGCGGCCUCUCAUGCAGAUUCCUGCACCCUGGCGUCACGGAUAAGGGCAACUACAGCAUGUUCGAGGUGGUCCGGGGGGUGCCGAGCCACGCCGCCUACCCGCCGCCCGCCGCGCGCGACCCCGCGCCGCCGGAGUCGGCUUGGGAACGCGGACUUAGGACCGCUAAGGAGAUGCUGCGCAUAGCGAACAAGCGCAAAGAGCAAGACAUGGACUUCGAAGAGAAGAAGCUUCACCUCUCAGUCGGCGGCGUUGUUCACGAUCCGGACGCGGAGCUAGCGUAUGCGGCCGCGGCUGUUGGCGCCUCCCCGCCCCCCGCCACCCGCGCCGACCCCGCGCGCGCCGAGCCUGAGGCCUUCAGACCAUACGGCCCGCCGUUCGGCCGACCGCCCCCGCGGUUCCACCCCGGCCCAGGCCGGCCCAUGAUGGAGGAGCGAGACAGAUACUUCGAGCGGGAACGCGUGUAUGAGAGAGAAAGAGUAUACGAGCGAAGCGCGCCGCCGCAUUACGAUGAGGCGUCCGCUAUGGAUGAUGCCUCGUUUCAUAAGCGGCGCAUCCGUCCAUCGCGCGAAGUGAUCGUCCAACGAGCGGAAGUCGAGCGUCGCGAGGGACGCGAGCGGGGCAUGCCGGGGGUGCGGGACGCGCGGGGGGAGGGCCGGGAGGGGCGCGGGGACGAGUGGGCCGACCCCUGGAUGCGUGGCUCGCCGGCCGCCAGGAGACGGCGGCCGCCGAGUUCGGAGGACUCGUAUUCUUCUACUAGCUCUUCAAAUUCCAGUUCGCGAAGCUCGCGGUCGCCCGGUGCCAAACGGAAGAGGAGGGCUUCGUCGUCCUCGAGACAAAGAUUAUCCCCGUCAGUGAUAGUCCGGGAGCGGCGACUGGCCACGGCGCGCGCCACCGCCAUGAACCCGCCCGCGCCGCGCCGCCGCGCGCCCUCGCCCGCCGCCGCGCGCCAGCACGCCGCCAACCCGCCCGCGCCGCCCAGACACAAGGAUGAAGUAGACCCGUACGGGCGAACAAAACCGACAGGUCGCAACAGAAAGCGGUAUUCCAGAUCUUCAUCCUCAGGUUCAGAUUCGUCGUCAUCGUCGAGCGAGUCGGAGAGCGAGUCGCGGUCGUCCUCUUCAUCUGGCAGCUCGUCGGAGGCGGCGCGGCGCGGCCGGCAGGCCAGGCUGUUCAAUGCUGCUGCUAGACCUAGAUUGAAUGCUAAAUCGACUGCAGGACUAGCUGCCGCGGUCUCCACGGCCGUCGCCGGCAAGAAAGAGUCGCUUAGUGAUAAAGAAUCGGGUAAGAAGAGAGGUGCGACGUCACCGGUGAACAGCGGUGUGGCCGCGAAGAAAUCAGUAUCAAGACGAGAGGAGCUGCUGAAACAGCUGAAGGCUGUAGAAGACGCCAUCGCCAGGAAGCGAUCCAAGAUUUAACUCCAACUUCAUCGCGGCAUGUCGCUUCUUUAUUGGUGUAGAUUGUUGGCUAAGGUGUCUCUGAUUGGCCAAGCCCUUCCGCGACUCUUAGGACAUUGGUCAGCCCGGUAUUAGCUUGACACGCAGCGGCCAAUCAGGGAAACCCUGGUCUAACACGACGGGACGGAUACCCCUAGAAUCUAUUGACGUUCAAACACGCAUUUACUAAUAAGCUCUUUGUGAUUGUAACAUUGACAACCAAAAAAUAGUUAUGCUUAGGUACUCUAAUUGUUCGGUGUUUAACCUUUUCAUAAUAAUAUGUGGAAUCUUGUAUUAUCAAUUUUAUUAUCAUCCUAUAAAGUAGAGAAAGUUAACUAUUUUUUUUAUCGCAUCACAAAGUGAGAAUAGAACCUAAUUUUGUAGGUUGACUAGUUUACCGAUUAUUCUGUAAGGAAAUUCAUAAGCAAAAUAAAUAUGUUGUUUUGUAA
Molecule: messenger RNA, 3753 nt
Organism: Plutella xylostella (diamondback moth)
Lineage: Eukaryota; Metazoa; Arthropoda; Insecta; Lepidoptera; Plutellidae
Source: RefSeq, a predicted model, not a curated record